Molecule: messenger RNA, 1098 nt
Organism: Prunus armeniaca (apricot)
Lineage: Eukaryota; Viridiplantae; Streptophyta; Magnoliopsida; Rosales; Rosaceae
Source: the annotation of a GenBank genome assembly
AUGAUGAUUCAACAGGUGCAAUGUUCAUCAUGUUGGUCAAUAAUCCCAAUUGAUAUUCCAAAAGGCCAGAUUAUGUCUGCAGCAGCAGGAGGAGCAUCAUCAUCAAAACCCUUGAAUGUGCAAUUGAGGUCUAGGAGGUUACGAUGUGAGGCGGUGGUGGGGGGCCUGCACACGGGGAGAGACCCAAAUGUGAAGAAGGCCGACUGGUUAAGGCAGAAAGCCCCACAAGGAAACAAGUAUGAGGAGGUCAAGGAGUCAUUGUCCCGUUUGAAUCUGAAGACGGUGUGCGAGGAGGCCCAAUGCCCAAACAUCGGGGAGUGUUGGAAUGGAGGUGGGGAUGGCAUUUCCACUGCCACUAUCAUGCUUCUUGGGGACACCUGCACCCGUGGCUGUCGUUUCUGUGCCGUCAAGACCAGCCGAACCCCUCCACCUCCCGAUCCCAUGGAACCUCUCAACACUGCUAACGCCAUUGUCAGCUGGGGUGUCGAUUAUAUUGUUUUAACCAGCGUUGAUCGUGAUGACCUGCCCGAUGGUGGAAGUCGACAUUUUGCUCUGACCGUCCAAGCCCUCAAGACUCUCAAACCUGACAUCAUGGUUGAAUGUUUAACUUCUGACUUUCGUGGUGACUUGACGGCUGUAGACACUCUGCUCUACUCCGGGCUUGAUGUCUUUGCUCACAACAUUGAGACCGUCAAACGCCUCCAGCGAAUUGUCAGAGACCCUCGGGCGGGGUAUGAGCAGAGCUUAUCUGUUCUAAAGCAUGCAAAAGAGAGCAAGAAGGGGAUGAUAACAAAAACUUCUAUAAUGUUGGGCCUGGGAGAAUCAGACGACGAGUUGAAGCAAGCUAUGGCUGAUUUAAGGGCUAUAGAUGUUGAUAUAUUGACACUUGGACAAUAUUUACAGCCAACUCCAUUGCAUUUGACGGUCAAAGAAUAUGUUGUCCCUGAGAAAUUUGUUUUCUGGAAGGAAUAUGGGGAGUCUAUUGGAUUUCGUUAUGUAGCCAGUGGGCCCUUGGUCCGGUCCUCAUAUAGGGCGGGGGAGCUGUUUGUUAAGACGAUGGUCAGGGAAAGGGUUAAGGGCUCUACUGGCAUAUUUUAG